This is a messenger RNA of Taeniopygia guttata (zebra finch), 3878 nucleotides long. It is a transcript of the gene GOLM1, whose product is annotated as golgi membrane protein 1. The record is from RefSeq and is a predicted model, not a curated record. NCBI's taxonomy places the organism in Eukaryota, Metazoa, Chordata, Aves, Passeriformes, Estrildidae. Gene Ontology annotation, cellular component: Golgi apparatus.
GGGCCGCCGGCGGGCAGCGAUGGGCUGGGUGGGGCGGGGUGGGAUCUUCUUGCGCCCGCCCUGCCCGCCUCCUGCCACCGCUGUUCUUGCCGCGGGCCAAGGGGGCCAAGGGAGGCGACGCGGCGUCUCUCGCCCUUCUGCUCGGGGGCUGCAGCCGGCGGCACGCUGAGGUUUCCAUACUCGCUGUGGUUCUCCGGAUUUGUUCUUUUCUUGAAAUGAUAGGACUAGGAAACAGCUGUCGUGGGAUAAAGUCUCCACCACUCCUCAUGGCUGCACUUACGGCAUGCAUAAUUGUUUUGGGUUUCAAUUACUGGGUUGCAAGUUCUCGCAGCAUGGAUCUGCAGGGUCGAGUCAUGGAUCUGGAAGUCAAAGUCCGCAGGGCAGCAGCAGAGAGGGGUGCUGUGGAGCAAAAAAAGAAUGAAUUCCAAGGGGAGCUAGAGAAGCAGCAACAGCAGAUUGACAAAAUCCAGUCCUUGCACAACUUCCAGAUGGAAAAUGCCAACAGAGUACAUCAGGAAGAGAAGGCAAUGCUGAUGAGUAACAUCACUGUAAAUGAUCGAUUGAUUCAGAGUUUGCGAGAACACUUGAAAGAGUUACAGACGGAGUAUGGAAAGCUACAGCUGGAUGUUUACUGGUUUCAGAAGAACCAGACUAACCUUCAGAGGAAGUUCUCAUAUGAUCUGUCACAGUGCAUCAACCAGAUGAAAGAAUUAAAAGAACAAUGCGAAGAAAGGAUAGAUGAGCUUAGAAAAAAGAGUAGUGAUGUACCACAAAUCAAAGAAAACAAAGACUUCACAGAAGAUAGCCAGGUUGAUACUCUACUGCCAGCUUUGAAGCAAACAGGGUUGCAGCAGGCUGACUUGGAACAGCAGAAAACCAAUCAAGAUGUUCCUAAAGCAGUGCCUAUAGUAAGAAAGACAGACCUGAUGCAGCCUAAAGAAAGAACAGACAACCUAACUGACAUCAGAAAACAGAAGCCUAAGGCAGAAGAGGAGCAGCUUUCUAGUCAGUUGGAAAAUCCUCAAGAGUCGCUCAAGGCUGCUGCAGGUCACAAGGAGCUGCAGCCUGUGUCAGAGAAGGAGCCAAAUCCACCUGAGGAUGAGAAACACGUAGCUGGGCAAGAUACGUCAGAGCCAGCAGCAGAGCAGGCUGCCAGUGAGGAAAUUGAGAGGGAACAGUUCCUGAAUUACCAUGAUAAGCAGGAUGACUUGCCCCCUGGAAAGGCUGACAAGCAGGAACGCGAAGCAGUGAACCAGGACAAGGAUGUCGAUUACAAUUUAGAUGUGAAUGAAGCUGAAUCAGAAACUGACAAGCAAGCAGCACUUGCUGGGAUUGAAAAUGUUCAAAACCAUGAAGAUAUGAAGAACCACUUACCUGACAAUGGUGAAGGACGACAGAAGUUGUGAACAAAGGAAGUUCAUGAUACAACUGAGUCACCUCUUCCUCCAAAUGCAACAAUGAUCCAAGCAAAGUGAUCUUAGAAGGUUUUGAUUAUCUUCUAAAGGCUUGACUAAGGGCACAUAUUAAGUAGCAUUUUCUUGUGAAGUUUUAGUACUGUUGCAGUGAGGAAAAGAGGUAAAUCUCUGGAGGCCUGUUUCAAAGCAGUUUGGCCUCUGCAAUGACUUUCUCCUUCCUAUCAAUUACAAAAUUGCAGUUAGGUAGCAAUGAAGUUAGUAACUUUGAAGUUGGCUACCUUGUAUAUCAUAUUGCAGUAAGCACAUGUCUGGAUUAGUGGUAGUCCUCUGCCAAGGAUGGAUCUCUGCUGAGCAAUGCAUAGUAGAGAAAUCCCCAGCUCAGUUUUAAGAAUUUAAGAAGGGGUUGUGUUACUAUAACAAAACGAAGGAUGAAACCAGUCCAUGCUGCAGUCUACCCUUGUGUCUGUUCUGGCACUUUUUUACUGCAGCACAGACUAAGAAAGCACAACUGUAGUCUCAGAUACUAUGCAGAAUGAUAUAUGUACCUGGGCCUCUAAAUUAAACUCCUAGAUUACAUGGUUGAGAUGUGUUCUUAGUUUCCAAGGUAAAAAAAAAAACCCACAAACCCAAAAAGGAUUCUGACAAUAGAAGCUACUUGCUAAGAGAUUAGCCAGGAAGAUUUUUCUGAAAGCUUUGUUGGAUUCCACAAGGUCAGUACUACAGUGUGUUUUGGUUACCACUACCUGGCAUAAGUUUAGUGUUAAAAUUCAAAUUCAUAAAAUUUUCGUGACAGCAGACCUCUGAAAUGCUGUACUACAACUAUCCUUUAUGUCACCCAGCUCCUGUCUUUUGCAAAAACAGAGGAAUGUAAAUGUUUGCCUUGUACAACAGCAAUCUCAGCUGUUCAAUGUGACUAAUCUUCUCUGCCACACUUCUGACAGAGUAACCAGACUAUGCAUUUAGAAGACAAGGAAGUGUCUUCUACAGGUGAAGCUUUAGUUGUUGUGAAGUGUGUGUUAAUCACAAUGUAUCAUCUUGCUAAUGUUCUGCAGUCUUUCCCAUAACUUGUUAAAUGUAAACUAAAAACUAUUUUACUUCCUGUGAGCUAGAAAUACCCUCUGCUUACACAAAGGCACCUUACCUGCAGUCCAGUCACGAUGUAUAGCCAGCUGUUUUGAAGAAAUUUUUAUAUUUGUGUCUCUGGUCCCAGGACCCAACACCCAUGUUUGGAGCAUUGUUUGUGAGUAUGAACCAACCUCUGUUGAGACAACACAGCAGCCAGACAGCUGUGAUUAACUUGCCAACCAGCAUUCCACUUAAGAAAACACAAAUUUGUCUUUGCUUUCUGUCAAAGCACUUCACUUUGUAACUCCUUUUCUGGUGUGUUGUUCUUCAGUGUACUACUUUAGAGCUCCUGUACGGUAAAAUAAGGCUGGCUCUUUUGUGUAUGAAAAGGGUAUUCGUUUUCAUCAAGUGAAGGUCAGAGUUUAAGUCAAAAGAUGUCUAUUAAACCUAAACACAGAAACAGUUCACUAAGAGUUUUUCACCAUUUAAGUAAGAACUAACUGGUCUGGGCUACUACAGUCAACACAGCAGGGAAAACAUGCUUGUAAACAGGAGGGAAGAGGAAUGAGCAUCUGUUCUGACAAGUACUGGGAAACUCAGGUUAUUGGGACUUUUUUUGCAAAUAAUGACAAAUGAUGUUUCAACAUCAAAGUGUUUACCUAUAAUUUGGAUAAAAAUACUAAAAAUACUUAUCCAUAAUUUGGAUAAAAAUGCCCAUCUUCUAAGCAUUUUCCUAGGACUUAAUCAGUAAACAAUUAUGCAGCUGAGAUUUAAGUUGAUCAGGAAUUUAAUAUUGAUUGCUAAAAAGCAUGUAUUCUAACAGUAAAAAAACAGACAGUGAAACACUAUAUUCAGGUUGAAUGAAUAGCUUUACCAGUAUCAAGUUAAAAAUUCCAAAGAAUCAAACACUUAAGGGUAAUUAAUAUAUUGCCAGAGGAUUAUUUUAAAACUAAUUGUUUUGGCUAUGCUUCUGUUUGCCAACUGGAUGCUGUCCUCCAUAGAUACGACCACCUCUGUACAAAGCACACUUGUAAACCUCUGAGGGCAAAGGGUCCAAAAACAUGCAAAAGAGCAAUGCUCAAAAUGAAGGAUUACGGUUUUAUUCCCAAUGACUUCCAGUGCUUCAAUCUAACGCGGGUAGUAGAUUUCUAGUAUACAAGAGGCCUGUAUGUUAAGUGUACAGAAUUUUAGAAUGAAAGGACCUUUAGUUGAACAAGAGAUUUAUCUGGAACUGUGGCAUACAUAGUGUUGUCUCUCACUAAAGUUUUCAGUUGUGUGAGGCAUUACUAGUUUUCUCUAAUUAUCUUGGUGUUAUAUUAGCACUUUGGUUUGCUUUUCUUUACAACUAAACUUGAUCCAUUUUAGGUAAGCAUUUAAAAAUAAAAGUAUUUAGAAGAA